AUGGCAGACAGAACCGAGCAGUCCGUUCCCCCCAUCCAAGACAUCGCCGCCAUACCACUACCAAGCUCUCCACCAGCAAUGGAAGAGCAUCUCGGACAUGUGACUUUUCCGCCUGACCUCUUCCCUCUCGGCGACGUCCGUUCAGAACCGCAAGUGAAAGUCAGCUCAGCUUUUGAAGCGGAACAGCACGUCAAGACCCACAUCGACGGCGAGCUUCCUGUGGACACGGCGCCAGCAACACCCAGUGGCCUCCGCAAAGAGCUCAAAGUGGCGACCGUCAGCAUUUUCUGCACUUCCAUGUCCGCAUUUUGGAACUGGAAUUUCGACUUCGUUAAUGUUGCAUGGGUGUGGCUCGUUAUGGCUGUGAUGAUCCUGUUCUUGCCGGCUGAGCAGGGCGAAGAGGUCUUCGACUGUGGUAGGUGAACGAGUGAGAGCAAGAAGUGGAUUAGAAGACGCUCAUUGUUGCUACAGGAGUCUUGCUUGGUGGAAAGUUGGCUAUGGCGAUUGUGCGGUUUUGUGAAGCGGCUCUCGGACGGCUGUUUGCAAGGGUGCUUGACCAGGACGAGGAAGAGGACGAACAAGAAGACGAAGGUACUGACGGCGAGGACCGUGAGGACUUCGAUGACGAGAGGCAGUAG
This is a messenger RNA of Lecanosticta acicola, 638 nucleotides long. The record is from the annotation of a GenBank genome assembly. Lineage: Eukaryota; Fungi; Ascomycota; Dothideomycetes; Mycosphaerellales; Mycosphaerellaceae.